Molecule: messenger RNA, 996 nt
Organism: Bipolaris oryzae ATCC 44560
Lineage: Eukaryota; Fungi; Ascomycota; Dothideomycetes; Pleosporales; Pleosporaceae
Exons: 2
Coding region: 1-996 (331 amino acids)
Source: RefSeq, a predicted model, not a curated record
AUGGCGAGGACCGAACUGACGAGUCUUUGGGUACUUUUUACUCAAGCAAAUGUCGACGUGACAUUCCUGAUCAGACCCCACGGAGCCGAAAAUCUCAGUCGACCACAGCUACUCUACUCUCUCAAUGAUAAUCAACUGAAGAAGUUCUACAAAUACAAAUUUAUUACAAACCCACAGGAUUUGUUGACUGGAACGACCUACGAUUUCAUCAUGAUCACACUUGACGGUCACACCUUGAGGACCGAGACUGGAUUGGAAUUGGUAGACACUAUAGCAAAGGCGGCCAAAGGGACUACCACCAAGGUUAUACCACUCACUGGACUCAUUGGCGUGAGGUCGUGGUUAUUGAACCGUACAGGUCUCAGAGAGGACCAAGUGGCUGCGGCUGUCCCACUUAUUCAUGCCUACGCACCCAAGAAGGCCGCACUGCCAAUAAAUGACGGUGUUGAUCCAAAGCUACUACAACAAGCUGAUCAAGCAUACAUCGAUAAAGCCGGCCCUGGGUUGACGAUUGACAACAGUACUCCUGCACUGGCUGAGGAAUUUUCCCAACUAUGGAAUGCCAGCGGGAUUUCACAGUGUGCCAUUGCUCCCCCUGCACAGAUCGACGCCAUGGUGGCCCCUUUCUCUGUUAUUACAGCUCUUUCUGAUCUCUUGGACUGGCCGACCUACGAUGACAUCGAUAUUCAGGGAGACGUUUGGACCUUAGGAAUUCAGGCAAUCAAGGAGAUACUUGGGCUCAGUGUAUUUGGACAGGUUGGCAAACAGGCCAUUGCCACAACUACUGCUGCGAGUGUUAGAGAUCAGCUUUCGGGACUACAGAAGGCAAUGUAUCCACUCGACUGGUUGGCAUUCAAUAAAUACCACCACAGCGGCAAGGUCAACGCUCAAAAUCGGGACGUACUACGGAACUUCAUUUCUCAGGGCGAGGCAGAGAACAAAGAGAUGCACUCAACUAAGGAGUUGCUGAAAAAGGUGGAGGGACGCAAACGUUGA